AUGAGUUUCGUCCCCGUCAACCCGCGGCCCUUCCUCCAGGACCUGGUCAACAAGGACGUGGUGGUGCGUCUCAAGUGGGGCGAGACCGAGUACAAGGGGAGACUGGUGAGCAUCGACAGCUACAUGAACAUCCAGCUGAGCAACACGGAGGAGUUCAUCGACCGCAAGUUCACGGGGGCGCUGGGGCAGGUACUGAUACGCUGCAACAACGUGCUGUACGUGACGGCGGCCACGGACAAGGAAGGGGAUCGGGAUACCAAGAUGGAGGGUUGA
This is a messenger RNA of Chaetomium globosum CBS 148.51, 273 nucleotides long. RefSeq lists its product as uncharacterized. Gene Ontology annotation, cellular component: U1 snRNP; catalytic step 2 spliceosome. Gene Ontology annotation, biological process: spliceosomal snRNP assembly; mRNA splicing, via spliceosome. The record is from RefSeq and is a predicted model, not a curated record. Bases 1 to 273 code for a protein of 90 amino acids. Gene Ontology annotation, molecular function: RNA binding. NCBI's taxonomy places the organism in Eukaryota, Fungi, Ascomycota, Sordariomycetes, Sordariales, Chaetomiaceae. The transcript is spliced from 2 exons.